Molecule: messenger RNA, 4301 nt
Organism: Belonocnema kinseyi
Lineage: Eukaryota; Metazoa; Arthropoda; Insecta; Hymenoptera; Cynipidae
Gene: Lap1
Product: protein lap1-like
Exons: 11
Coding region: 559-3624 (1021 amino acids)
Biological process (GO): neurotransmitter receptor transport postsynaptic membrane to endosome; neurotransmitter receptor transport, endosome to postsynaptic membrane
Cellular component (GO): postsynaptic density; adherens junction; postsynaptic membrane
Molecular function (GO): protein binding
Source: RefSeq, a predicted model, not a curated record
AUCCUUUUCGCGAUUCGCUAGUGCUUCUCACACACCAAUGAAAAGUUGAUUUUUUUUCGUAAAAUGGCGUGUGUCUCGCUCGAGGUCGUCACUCUCGUGUUCAUCAAUCGAUAUCAAAUGUGACAUUGUGACAGUAGUGGUUAGUGUGCUAAUUAUAUCAACUCGGGAGAGACAAUACCGCCGGGCUCCCGAAAACGAGUGAUUUUUUUUUCAAUUCUUUUGUCAUCUUUUGUGUCAAGAUGAAGAUGACGCAGCCGGUCCUGUGAGAUGGUGACGAUUGUCAAGUUCAUCGUCAUCCUGGACCACGAUGAUUCCCAAGAUAGGACUGACGCGACCGGCUAGGAGAAAAUGAAGGAAUAACAAUCGAUUUUACUAUUUUGGGAUUGGCAGUCAUUUAUUAUACCCAAGUCGGACGUAUAUUAAUUGUUUGUUAUUCAUUCAUUCAAUGACUUCAGGCGAUCAUCUUCGUCGGGUCACGGCCACACUUGGAUGCAAAAUAAAUAAAAUUAUCUCUAACUUUCAUGAGUAGGCUGACCAAAAAUCAAAGUUGGAUGUGAAAUGGGUAGUGCUUGGUGGCAAUGCACUGCAUGCUUGAGAGCACAAGAAGAAGAUAUUUGCGAGUUGCAAUUAAAUCAUUGCAAUCUGUACGAUGUACCACCCGAUGUGUUCAUCUACGAAAGAACAUUAGAGAUAUUAUAUCUCGAUGCCAAUAGAAUCAAGGAUUUGCCUAGGCCAUUAUUCCAGUGUCAUGAAUUACGAGUACUUUCGCUCAGUGACAAUGAAGUUACUACUCUACCACCCGCCAUAGCAUCGCUCAUUAAUCUCGAGUUAUUAGAUUUGAGUAAAAAUAGCAUAAAAGAGUUACCCGACAGUAUAAAGGAAUGUAAGAAUCUCCGCUCGAUAGACAUCAGUGUCAAUCCCUUUGAGCGCUUUCCCGAUGCAAUCACACAUAUUGUUGGCUUGCAGGAAUUGUACAUAAACGAUGCGUACAUUGAAUAUUUGCCAGCGAAUUUCGGUCGUCUUUCGGCUUUGCGAACUCUCGAACUCAGAGAGAACAACAUGAUGACUCUUCCAAAAAGCAUGAGUCGACUCGUCAAUUUACAAAGACUCGACAUUGGCAACAACGACUUUACGGAAUUGCCCGAGGUAGUCGGUGAUCUGAUAAACCUCACGGAAUUGUGGAUAGACGGCAACGAUAUACGCCGCAUUCCAGGAAAUAUCGAGCAGCUCUAUCACUUGAAUCACUUCGACUGUACAAUGAACUCUGUGCACGUUAUUCCUUCCGAGAUUCAAGGCUGGAGAGACAUAUCGAUCAUGAACUUUUCCUCGAACGAGAUUUACGAAUUGCCGGACUCGUUGUGCUAUCUGCGCACGAUAGUGACCCUCAAAAUAGACGACAAUCAAUUGAACUCACUGCCGAACGACAUCGGCCAAAUGGCUUGCUUAGAGGAGCUCAUCGUCACGAAAAACUUCCUCGAGUUCCUGCCGCCAUCCAUAGGUCUUUUACGAAAAUUGCACUGUCUCAACGCGGACAACAACUACUUGAGGUGUUUGCCACCGGAAAUUGGAAGCUGCACUGCACUCUCUCUGCUUUCUUUAAGAUCGAAUAACCUGGCGAGAGUUCCACCUGAAUUGGGACAUCUCUCGUCUCUGAGAGUUCUCAAUCUGGUGAACAAUUGUAUAAAGUUCCUUCCUGUUUCUCUAUUAAAUUUAACGAAUCUCAAGGCUUUGUGGCUGAGCGAUAAUCAAAGUCAACCUCUAGUGCCGCUUCAACAGGAAUUUAAUUACGAGGAGGAUAUGAUGGUGCUUUCGUGCUUUAUGCUGCCGCAAAAACCACGACAGGAUCUUGAACAAAUGGACCAAAAAAUGGGAACAAUUCCUGGCUCAGUUAUUGGAUCCGGAAGAAGAAUAUGUUUUGCUGCUGAAGUUGAUUCGGAAUUACCUAGACAACUUCAUCGAGCACCAACGCCUUAUCCUAAGGAAUUGCGCAACCUUGCUAGGCACGCACGCAACCUGCACCAUCAAACCACGCACGAUCAAAAGAUGCAAUUGGAACGAGAAAAUGUGAUAAAGGAAGCAAUCGUUGCCAAACCUACUGUACCCAUUGUUGUCGCUUCAAUGUCUGGAUCUUGUCCGUCGCACGAAAAUGUCCCUCACGUGUCUUCGCCUUCCGUCGAGUACUAUUCCUCGAAAUAUUGCAACGUUAUUAGUAACAUAGGAUUAGAAAUAGAACGCAGCUCUGAAGGAUCUUCCGACGAAGCAAACAAAACUGUCCUCGCAACUGAGACUAAUCCGGAAAUUCGAGAAGCAAAAUGCGUUCGAAAUCCCACGUCUGAAUACCUCGCAAAGCCGCCGACGAUAGCGGAUUACGUGAAUUCUGCAUGGAAACCAGACGAGUAUUCGAAAACAAACACAGCAAAGAUUGUGGAAUCUGAAAAACUGGUAGAACCUUACAAAAGUGCAUCGCUUGUUGAAGAGAGAAGUUUGGAGAAUAGGGAUGUUCCGGUUUACAAAAUUAGCGACGUUCCUCCAGUUCCUCCGCCUUAUCAUAUUGCAGCUGCUUUCUCGAAAAAGGCUGCUUUCUUCCAACAACUUAAUCCAGCCCCAGUUUCCGAAAUUUACCAACCAAUUUCGCCUCCGAAACCACCUAGUCCACAUAAACAAGAAAAUUCUCACUACGAAAAUCAAAAGGAAAUUGUUGAAACUUCUUUGUCGCCGCGAGUUGAGAAUGGCAAUUCCAUCGACGAAACCGAAUUUAUGAAAAAAAACAUUUCUUCAAAUUUAAACGGUAAUAGAACCAGCAUUUGUUCCGAUGCCUGCGAUAGAAUUCAGCCUCUCGAAUCCGAAUCGAAUUUCGACCAGUCAAUGAAACGAAGUAAAAUUCCCGUCUUAAGAUUGAAAAACGAAGGAUUGAACUCGUCAGAUUCGCUCGUAAAUCAUCUCGACAGUCCAAAUUCCAACAAAGUAAAGUCUUUCAAUGUCUCUUCAUUGACAGCUUCUCCCAUCUCCAGAAAUAAAUAUCGCUCUCAAGUUACCAAUCAAUCCCGGCAAUUAGAUAGAUCGAAGGGAUCUCAAAAUGGAAUUUCUUCGAACGAGGGUUCUCUCUCUGAAAACUUGAAUCUGUCGGAAGAUGCGAAUUCUGUAAAUAUGGAUCUUAAGACGGAUCAGAAGAUUUAUGAUAUUUCGUUAAAUAAUUCGCAUGGUAAUAAGAUGGGACUCCCUUCGAAACAUGGUAACUACAUUCAGAGUGAGACGAAUUCUGGGAGAAGUACACCCACUUCGAUUAAUUCCAAAUCGACGAGUAUGAAUGCCUUAAAUUCAGAGGGGAAAGCAAGAUUUAGGUGGAUGUUUGGGCCACAUAGAAAUGCGAGUGUGCUUCCUGUUCAAGUAAGAAAAAAUCCAGGGCUGGGAUUUAGUAUCGCUGGUGGAGUUGCCGGAGCUGAAACGGGUAUCGUCGUGACUAAAGUAAAUCCGGAUGGUCCAGCACAAGGAACUUUGCGCCCAGGGGACAAAAUUUUGGAAGUGGAUGGAAUUGAUUUUACCAAAUCAGAUCACGACAAUGCUGUGGCUGUUUUGCGUGCGACCGGCGCUGUUGUUUCCAUGAUGAUUAGUAGACACCAGUAGACACACAAGUAACGAAAUUUAGAUUAUUAUAUAGCUUUUACCUGCCAGAACGAAAAAUCUGACUCGCGAUUCUUCUAAAAUUCAAUUUUAGAAGUCAAAGCUACUCUUUGAAGUAGCUUUAUUAAAUUCGAUACUUCGCAAGGUAUUUGAAUUUACUUUUAAAGUGAAUGUACUACACUCUUCAUAUCUUUUUCUGAAUCAUUUCUUCCUUAUUACGGGAAAAUUGAUUUAGAGUUCGUGAAAAAUGCAUAUCAACUCGUAAUGUUUUUAAGAAAUAGGUAACAUCUCAUAUUUUUUACUCUAAAUGAUGUUUAUUAAUUUAAUAAACUCUAAAAUGUUGUACAAUUUUAUGCAGGAAAUUCUACCAUUUGGUCUCGGGCGUUUUCUCAAUUUUUUUUAAGUAAAAAAAAUUGCAAUUGUUAAAAAGUUGAUCAUACGUCCAAAUUUCAUCGUUAACUUCUCUCUGUGAGAGAACUUUCGUAACGGUGAACAAAAAUUGGUUGUAAAUACACAUUUAACGUGAAAAAUGUAGCACUCGCACUCGUUUGCAACUAAGCGAAAAAUUCCUGCUGCCCUACUGUUAAGUGAAAUAAAUGAGAAGUGAAAGAGAAUAUUCUUCUACUAAGACGUCGUAAUUUUACUAAAUAUUGUUAUGAUAGUUACGCAUUGUUACAAAU